UAGAGAGGAGUCGGCGAGAAUCGGGAACUGUGGCAGAGCGAGCGAGCGAUACGCGAGUGCGAGAGAGAGCGAGACUCGGGUGUUUGUCUGGUGGUUUACACACUCGCAGUCUGGACGGUUACGCAGAGUGGAUGAGGCCGGCCCCGGCGACCUGACGAUGCGUUCUGUGUUGAUGGUGCUGGUAGCGCCGUGGAGCAGUCUCAUCAUGCUCCAGGCUGUACUACUAGACCACCGAACACAGGACGAGACGGUGAACCCAACACACAAGCAAGGUGCCGUGGGAAGUGCAGGACCGCAGGGCAGUGUUGAGGUGUUUUACCCGGUACUUGUCCCGUACGAGAGUGGGUACCCCCACCCCCACCACGAGCGAGGGAGAGUUGAACGGAGCGUGGCCAGUACUCCGGUGCACGCCAAGUACAGGAUUGACGCCUUUGGUAAGGUUCUGACGCUGAACCUUACGUUGUUCUCAGAAUUCAUAUCGCCCGGAUUUAUCAUUCAGCGAGUGAAAGGGAAUUAUUCGUGGCUAGAGGAGGUUAAUGACGGUGAACUUGUGACGUGUUUCUAUUCUGGAAAGGUGGAUGGAUACGAUGAUUCUCAGGCGACGUUCAGUCUCUGUAACGGAAUGAGCGGAGUCAUACAUCUACCACAUGAAAAAUACUUCAUCCAACCUUCAUCCAAGAACUUAUCAUCAUCAUUCCCGGAACAUCAACCACAUAUCAUUCGUAGACAUCCAGUCAUCUAUCAUGAUAUGGAGGAGGCAGCCACUCACCAACAACGGACCUCCCAUUGUAGUGUUACAGAAAAUUAUAAACACCACCGAUUAAAGGGUGAAACGGAUCAAAGACAUUCUUCAAGUGAUAUUAAAAAUUCAGUUUUUCAUAAGCGGAGGAAGAGGUCAGCCUCUCAUAAGAGAUUUGUAGAGACUCUUGUAGUUGCCGACAGUUCCAUGAGGGACUACCAUGGGAGUCACCUGGAACAUUACGUCAUGACUCUCAUGGCUAUGGUAACAAGUAUAUAUAAACAUCCAUCUAUAGGAAAUUUCAUCCAUAUUGUUGUUGUCAAGUUGAUCCUGUUGGACACUCCACAGGAUGGUCCAAAUAUUACCCAGAAUGCAAUGAAAACAUUAGAAGAGUUCUGCCACUGGCAGAGCAACAUCAACACCAAAGAAUCAAGUUCAGAUCACCAUGACACUGCCAUUCUUAUUACUAGAAAAGAUAUAUGUAGAGCUUCCAAAAAAUGUGAUACCUUAGGCCUAGCCGAAAUGGGCACUAUCUGUGAUGAGAAACGGAGCUGUUCCAUCAUUGAGGACAAUGGGAUCAGUGCUGCUUACACCAUUGCUCAUGAACUCGGACAUGUGUUCAGUCUGAGUCAUGACGACAACACCAAGUGUUCUGGUCUGGAGACGAGGUCGGGGAAGAAGUACCACGUGAUGGCACCCACACUGGACUACGACUCCAGCCCCUGGGACUGGUCGCGGUGCAGUGCCAAAUACCUGACAGAAUUUAUUGAUGCAGGUCUUGCGGAAUGCCUGCUGGAUAAGCCGAGGGUGCGCAAGUACCACCAGAAGAUGACAGCGGCCAUGCUGCACGCCCCGGGACAGCUGUACGACGUCAACAAGCAGUGCGAGAUGGUCUUUGGAAAGGGAUAUGUUCUCUGUCCACACAUGCAAACGUGUGAGCGCCUGUGGUGCACCAACUCUUCCCACAAGUCAUCUGGAUGCAGGACACAGCACAUGCCCUGGGCAGAUGGAUCAACGUGCAUGGACCCAAGAAACAAGCACUGUAAGGAGAAGAAAUGUUGGUGUCGGCGAGGGGAGUGUGUGAUCAAGAUUCCGCCCAAGACUCUCAGCGGGGGCUGGGGAAACUGGCAGAAAUAUGGCGUGUGUUCUCGGUCGUGUGGAGGUGGGAUCAAGACCAGCAUCAGGAAGUGUGACAGUCCCACUCCUGCCGAUGGAGGGAGAUACUGCUUGGGAAAACGGGUCAAAUACAGAUCAUGUAACACCAAGGCUUGCCCACCAAGUACCAUGGAUUUCCGGGAACAACAAUGUGCCAACUUCAGCAACAAAUACCACAUAAACGGGCUGCCACCAAAUGCAUUGUGGGUGCCAAAAUACUCAGGAGUGCGUCUCAAGGAUGCCUGUAAGUUGCUGUGUCGCGCACAGACCACCAGCACCUACUACCAGAUGGCAGACAAAGUGAUUGACGGGACCAAGUGCGGACCGGACACGGACGACAUCUGCGUCAAUGGGAAGUGUCGACGAGCAGGUUGUGAAAACCGCCUCGGGUCUAGGAUGAAGCGCGACCAGUGUGGAAUUUGUGGGGGAGAUAACUCUUCUUGUAGAACGGUGAAAGGAGCUUUUAACAACAGAAUAUAUGGAUACAACCGUGUAGUAACAAUUCCUGCAGGAGCGACAAACAUCCUAGUAACACAGAAUGGCAUGGAAAAGGCUAAAGAUGAUGACAACUAUCUAGCACUGAAGAAUGCUCGUGGCAACUACAUACUGAAUGGAGACUUCAUUGUGCGGACAGAGAGGUGGAAGAUCAAAGUGCAGAGUGGAAUUCUCGAAUACAGUGGUGCUAAUCAAGCAAUGGAGAAAAUUAAUUCCAGUAGGAUCAUUGGAGAACCAAUCACAGUAGAUGUCCUGUCCGUUGGCCGUCUGCUUCCCCCGAACAUCGAGUACAGCUACACGAUCUCUGUGGGGCCGUACGUGACCUUCCGCUGGACCAACAAGGGCCCCUGGAAGAAGUGCAGCCGAAUCUGUCAUGGAAAACGAAAACGGAAAAUAGUGUGUAUUCGUGCUGAUGAUAAUUUGCUGGUGUCGAGCAAACACUGUAAGGGCAUGCCAAGACCGGAAAGGCUACGGGAGAACUGCAAUACCAGAUGUAAUGUUGAAUGGAAGGUUCUGAACGAGAUGCCCUGUCCGGUGGCGUGUGGGAAAGCGAUGCGAGCUCGGGUUGUCUACUGCAUCACCAACGCUGAUGGCACGCUGAAGAUCACUGAUGACAAGAACUGCCGACAUCUCGGGGCGAAACCUGCGACGUAUGUCGUGUGUCAGGGGAAGUGUCUGUCGACGUACUGGUCCUACACGGACUGGUCACCAUGUUCUAAGACGUGUGGUGGAGGUAAGCAGUAUCGACAGUCGCGGUGCGUGGAUGAUGAGGAAAACGAUGUGCCGGAUGAGCGAUGCAGCAAAAAGGAACGCAUUCUCUCACAGGCAUGCAACGAACAGCCCUGUGCAUUGUGGGAAACCAGCGAAUGGACAGGGUGUUCUGUUAGUUGUGGGACUGGUAAGCGUCACCGCAAGGUGUGGUGUAGUCGUGGUGAUGACAUCGUUGGCAAUAGUUUCUGUGACAACAAGAAGAAACCUGGAACGAAGAAGGAAUGCAACAUGGGCACCUGUCCUGAGUGGUUCACCGGCGGAUGGGGACCGUGUUCAUCGAGUUGUGGUAAGGGAGAGCACAUGCGGGCGGUGCGGUGCCGGAGUCCGAGGGGGAACAUCCUCAUCGACAGUAUCUGUGACGCAGCAUCGCGGCCAAUCGACAAACGAUCCUGUUUCCUUGGCAGCUGUCCCACGUCCCCACCACCCACCACACCCACCACGGAAGAAAGCACCUCGGCAUACUGGCGAUUUGGAAGCUGGACAGAAUGUUCUGCGACGUGUGGGCCCGGAACUCAUCAUCGCUAUGUGAGCUGCAUGGACAAUCAGGGUACACGGAUAUCAAACGCACUCUGCAGUCAUCUGCCGAAACCCGUCAGCAUGGAAACCUGUAUCAGGAAACUGUGUGGAGAGUGGCGCUUGGGCACCUGGAGUAGUUGUCCGGUUACAUGCGGCGAGGGCGUGAAGACGCGGUAUGUGGCAUGUGUGGUGUUCGACCAGCCUGUGCAGAAUGAGAAUAUGUGUAACAAGACGAUCCGGCCGGUAGCCGAGGUCCUGUGUAAUGAGGGCACCUGUCAGACUCCAGACGACUUUGACAUCGCCGUCAUUACCAGUAACAGCGUCGAGGCUACCAGUCACUGGAGAGUCGGACCUUGGACUCAUUGUUCGAGCACUUGUGGUACAGGAUGGCAGAGACGACUUGUCGUGUGUCAGGACGAGAGAGGUCAGAGUGAGGCAUGUGACAUGUCACAGAAACCCAGGGAGGUCCGUGACUGUGACAGCGGGUACUGCCCUAAGUGGGUGCACGGAGACUGGACAGAGUGUUCUGCAUUAUGCCAGGAACAAGGCCAGCAGAGUCGCCACGUGCUGUGUCAGCUCCCCAACUCUCAGAUGCUGGAGGAGUCAAACUGCGACAUCACGCGUCGCCCGGCCGACACGCGGCUAUGUAUCGGCUCCUGUAACACCUCGACGAACCACUGGCAUGAGAAGCCCUGGUCCUCGUGUUCUGUGACGUGUGGAAGAGGUCACCGGCGGCGUGAGGUCCUGUGUGUUGACCCUGAUGGUCACGAACAACCAUCAACUUCCUGUCCUAGAAAGAAACCGAGAAACAGCAAGCGAUGUUACCGCGGAAACUGUCCUAGAUGGCAUACAGGCAGGUGGAGCAAGUGCUCAGUGACAUGUGGAACGGGUGUUAAACGUCGUGCUGUCAAUUGUAAAAGUCGCCAGGGACCGGCCCAAUGUUUGAGCUAUGACAAGCCGCCAGUGUUUAGCCCGUGUGUGAGGAAGAAAUGCAGCAAGUACCUGUGGAAGACGGACGCCUGGUCUCAGUGUUCUAAGACAUGUGGGUUUGGCAAGAAGGAGAGGUUUGUGACGUGUGUUGACCUCCAUGGCAGUGAGGUGUCUCCACAUCUGUGUGACAUCGACAACAAGCCGAAGAUCCGACGACGAUGCAGCGAGUUUCCCUGUCCCUAUAUCUGGAACACGUCUCCGUGGACUGAGUGCUCUGCUACCUGUGGUGAAGGUCAGCAGAGUCGAAGGGUCAUCUGUCAGUCGGUGACCCGCGAAGGCUGGAUUCUACCCGGAGAAGCUCCGUACAGCUGUCGCAGGGAGGAGAGACCCCCGGAGUUCCGAUACUGUAACUAUGGCGACUGUGGAGCACACUUCCACUGGAGGGUCGGACCCUGGGGAGAUUGUUCGGCGAAGUGUGGCAGUGGGAAACAGAGGAGAAUUAUUCAGUGUGUCAGUGCCGGGCAGAAGAGAUCCAAACGAAGAUGUGUCAGACUCUAUCGGCCCAAAUCAAUCCGCUCAUGUUACAAUGGGCCUUGCUAUGCGAGAUCAUGCAAGGAGUUGAAGGAGCUAACCACUAUCCGCAUGGACGGAGAUUAUAAGAUUCUGGUCAACAAUCAGCUCGUCACUAUUUACUGUAAGAACAUGAGAAAGCAGACCCCACUAGAGUACCUGACACUGUCUAGAAGUGAAAACUAUGCUGAGGUUUUUGACAAAAGGUUAAAGCGACCCAGAAUAUGUCCUUACAAUGGUACUCGACCAGGUUGGUGCAACAAGUGUCGAAAGAAGACAUACCGUCAAGCAGGCAACACAACGUACUCAAAGAUUAGAGUUGACCUAAAUACUCUCAGAAUAAUUUUUAACGAUGGGACGUUCAGUACAGUGCACACUGGCAAGUUCAUUCCAUACGGUACUGCUGGAGACUGCUACAGCUCAGAUGCCUGCCCACAGGGACGAUUCAGCAUUAAUCUAGCGGGCACUGGAUUCAUCGUCUCUGUGAACACGACGUGGACCCUGGCGGGAAAUAAAGCAUCACAGCGCAUUUGGAGGCUGAGGGAUGGGGAAAUAAUCCGAGGUGUCUGUGGAGGCUAUUGUGGAGUUUGCUCCCCUGAUAUGAAAACUGGCCUUCAAAUUCAGCUGUUUCAGUAG
Molecule: messenger RNA, 5812 nt
Organism: Gigantopelta aegis
Lineage: Eukaryota; Metazoa; Mollusca; Gastropoda; Neomphalida; Peltospiridae
Product: A disintegrin and metalloproteinase with thrombospondin motifs 9-like
Exons: 39
Coding region: 158-5812 (1884 amino acids)
Biological process (GO): proteolysis; extracellular matrix organization
Cellular component (GO): extracellular matrix
Molecular function (GO): zinc ion binding; metalloendopeptidase activity
Source: RefSeq, a predicted model, not a curated record